AUGUUAUCAUUUGUAAGAACUUUUCGUCAAGCACAAAGAUCAACUGGACCUAAGUCUCAAAUCGGAGAAUUUCGUGUAUUACAAUUAACACAAUCAAAAGGUAGUGGAUCUGGUCCAAUGAAAAAACGUGGAAAACUAAAAUUUAAAGAGGUUCCACCACCACGUUAUUUACGUAUGUCAACUGAUCAAGAUUGGACAAAUGUUUGGCCAACAGCUACAACAUUUAAACAAAGUGUUGUACCAUUACCUAUAACUCAAGGUUAUGUUUCAUCGGAUAAUGAGAAUAAAGGUUUACCAGUAGAAAAAUAUGCUAAUGCUGAACUUAUGAAAAUUCCAAAUUUUUUACAUUUAACACCUAAUCAUAUAAAAAAACAUUGUGCUGCAAUUAAAAAAUAUUGUACACCAUGGCCAGAAGAAUUAAAUUCUGAUGAAGCAUGUGAAUAUUAUUUACCUAUAGAAAUAACAACAUAUGAUUAUCUUAAUUCAACACCAUCUAUACGAGAUUCUCGAGCUCGUGUUGUUAAAUUUCAGUUUAAAUUAACACAACUUGAAUUUGAUGAACAUGCUCGAGAUAAAUUUGUUCGUUUAGCCGGACAAAAAUACAAUGCAGAUAAGGAUGAACUUACUUUAAUUGCUGACAAAUGUCCGUAUCGAAAACAAAAUUAUGAUUAUGCUCAAUAUUUAUUAACAGCAUUGUAUUUUGAAUCUUGGAAAACUGAAAAUUGGGAAAAAGAUAGAACAAAGAAUGAUUGGCAAACAUAUUAUUGGGAUAAAAGUCCUUCACGUACUCGAUUACUUGAUAUACUCAAAGCUUCAGAGAAAGAUCCAAAAUCUGUUCUUGAUGAUAAUAAAAAACUCAUUGAACGAUAUCGUGCAAGUAUAAGUCGUGUUCAAGAUGAAGGUGUUGAAAAUGAAUUAAAAAAUUUAACAGAUUAUAAAAAUGAUGUACUCAUGUUAUACAAUCUAAAAUUAUAA
This is a messenger RNA of Rotaria sordida, 975 nucleotides long. The record is from the annotation of a GenBank genome assembly. Lineage: Eukaryota; Metazoa; Rotifera; Eurotatoria; Philodinida; Philodinidae.